This is a messenger RNA of Podarcis raffonei (Aeolian wall lizard), 495 nucleotides long. RefSeq names its product beta-1,4-galactosyltransferase 3-like. Lineage: Eukaryota; Metazoa; Chordata; Lepidosauria; Squamata; Lacertidae. Gene Ontology annotation, biological process: galactosylceramide biosynthetic process; carbohydrate metabolic process. Bases 1 to 495 code for a protein of 164 amino acids. The transcript has 2 exons. Gene Ontology annotation, molecular function: glycosyltransferase activity. The record is from RefSeq and is a predicted model, not a curated record.
AUGGGCAAGCAGCCACUGGCAGCCUUUUCUAGGGGUGUAGCCAAGCUGCUGAAUGUGGGCGUGAAGGAAGCCCUAAAGGAUGAGGAAUGGAACUGCCUCUUCCUCCACAAUGUUGACCUCAUUCCCAAGAAUGACCACAAUCUCUACAUCUGUGGCCCGUGGAGUCCCAAGCACGUCUCUGUCACCAUGAACAAAUUUGGCUACAACCUCCCAUAUUUGCAAUACUUUGGCGGUGUGUCGGCCCUUACCCCGGACCAGUACCUAAAGAUCAACGGCUUCCCCAAUGUGUACUGGGGCUGGGGAGGUGAGGACGACGACAUCGCCACUAGGGUGCGCCUGGUCGGCAUGAAGAUCUCAUGGCCUCCUGUCUCUGUCGGCCACUACAAGAUGGUGAAGCAUAAGGGAGAUAAAGGCAACGGGGAGAAUCCACACAGGUUUGACCUGCUGAUCAGUACGCAUCGGGGUGUAGCGUGGGGAGAGCCAGGGGGGCCAUAG